UGAGAGGGAGCGCCUUGGAAGAGGUCCUCCUUGGCGCAGCAGUGCGCACGACGAGAGACCAAGAGUCUUGGUGGAGGGACGCCGGUCGGUCACAUGGACUUCCUUUAGUGCCCUUUGAUGGCUUGCAGUUUCCUGGCCCGCAGUCUGGAUCACACUUGACCAUAAAAGCCGCUUUAAGUCGUUUGCGGAGCCACUUUGAGGCGCCCAGAUGGGUUCGGAGAAGCCCAACUUCCUGUCCCAACCUGUGGUGAAGAACGUCUUCAUGUACCGCAACGGGGACCCGUACUACGAGGCUCGGAGGAUCGUCAUUAACCAGAAGAGAGUCUGCAAUUUCGAGACGCUGCUGAGAGAAGUGACGGGCGGCGUCAAGGCGCCUUUCGGAGCCGUGAGGAACAUCUACACUCCCCGGGGAGGACACAGGGUGGACUGCCUGGACGGCCUCCGGAGCGGGGAGCAGUACGUCGCCGCCGGGAGGGAGAGAUUUAAGAAGUUAGAUUAUUUACAGAUUGGUUCCAGAAAGAAGAGGAUGAUGCAAAAUCUUCCAUUUCAGGCCAAACCACUCCCACCCAGUCGGAUAUCUGUGUCAGCCAGAUUCCUGAAACCAAUUAAAGAGCCGUGUCCCAUCUUCGUGGUGGCCAACGGGGACACCCUGAACCCUGCGAUCAGGCUGCUGGUCCACCAGAGGAUGCUGAGCCAGUUUGAAAGAAUACUGGAGAUGAUCACAGAGAAGAUGGGUCUGAGAGUCCUCGGCGGUGUGAGAAGUCUUUUUACUUAUGACGGCCAGCCGGUGAGCGAUGGAACUCAGCUGGAGAGCGGUCAGCUGUACGUGGCCGUGGGCAGGGAGAGAUUUAAGAAGCUCUCCUACAGUGACCUCCUCUUCAGCAAACCUCGAGGGGCCCGGAGAGCCAAUGGAAUGAAGAUGUGCACCCUGCCACCGAUCUACAGAUUCCCAAAACAAAACGGAAACAGCAAGUCAGGGGGUCGUCACGGUGACAGCGGAGGGAGUGAAUGGAAGGCCUCGCCUCCGAGCCACAGUGGCAGCAACAAGGAGCACCUCUCCUCCAUCGUGAGAGAGAUCUCCCAAGCCAGACUCCUCUCCCUCAGGAAGAAGAGGAGCGGACAGAGCGUAACCUUGGGCCUCUGUGACAAUGAUGACCUUGAUUCAAAGACUGAGGAUGGAAACGCUGAUAGCCGAUCUCCUCAAGACCAGCCAGCUGAGGAGGAACCUACAUCAGAUGAUCCAAAAGCAUCAGUAGACAACGGCGAAAAGGCUGAAGAAAGGAAGGAAGCCUCUGAUCCAAAUACGGCUGACAGGGACACGUAUGGUCGUAAAGAAGAAGAAGCAGAUAAGGAGACGCGUGGUCAAGCAGAGGGAGACACGGAGGAUGAAACCGGGGCAGCAAAGACUGAAUAUGAUGAAGACGUCUCUGAGGAGCAGGCAGGGAAUGCCAAGGAAGUGGAGGUUGGGAGUAGAGAGGCUUUGGAUGAGAGUAGCGAGGCCUUAGAUGACGGUAAGGAUGACUUAGAGGAGAGUAAGGAUGACUUAGAUGAUGGUAAGGAUGACUUAGAUGACGGUAAGGAUGACUUAGAGGAGAGUAAGGAUGACUUAGAUGAUGGUAAGGAUGACUUAGAGGAGAGUAAGGAUGACUUAAAGGAGAGUAAGGAUGACUUAGAGGAGAGUAAGGAUGACUUAGAGGAGAGUAAGGAUGACUUAGAGGAGAGUAAGGAUGACUUAGAGGAGAGUAAGGAUUCCUUAGUGGAGACUAAGGAGAUUCCAGCUGACAAUGAGGAGGCCCCGGAGGAGAGAAAUGAGAUCUCAGAUGAGAAUAAAGAGGUUUUGGAGUCUGUUGCACCCGAGAGUGAGGGCAAGAAUGAAGAUGUCAGUGUGGCAGCAGAUGAAGGUCAGGAUUCAGAUGAGAGUUAUGAGGACAAUGCAGAUGACGUGAAAAAGCAGUCUGUGGAUGAGCGCGAUGAUGAGGAUGCUGAUGAAAAUGAGAAAGAGCUGGCAGAGGAGCGUGAAGAGGAAGUCGCCAACGAUAAUGAAGUCACAGACGAGAGCAAGGGUGAGAAUAAGUCACCUCCAUCUUCUGAGGACCAAAACAUGAAGAGUAAUACCAAAGAUCCCAUUCCUAAAGAUGACGAUGAUGAGGAUGAGAAUGAGAACAAAAAGCAACGUGACCAAGAAAAAAGUCAAUAGCAGAAGAAGAAAUAACGAGGACACGGAGACCGACGCUGAUUCCUGAUUUCUUUUUUCCUGCAUGUUUGUCAUCCUUCAACGUUUGAGAUGAUGAAACAAAUGCAAAUAUUAGUCAAGGUCACACAAAUGAAUAUGGAACUUUCCAUUAUUAAGGGAGGAAACAAACCCAAAGGUCCAAGUUCCUGUGUGCUUCCCCCCCAAAGCUACAAAAUGGCUGGGCCACCCUUGGCAGCAACAACUGCAAUCAAGCGUUGGCCAUAACUUGCAAUGAGUCUCUUCCAGCUGUGGAGGACACUCCACAGUGACCCUUCCCAGGUGACCUGGUGACCCUUCCCAGGUGACCCUUCCCAGGUGACCCUUCCCAGGUGACCCUUCCCAGGUGACCCUUCCCAGGUGACCCUUCCCAGACA
Doryrhamphus excisus (bluestripe pipefish) is the source of this 2607-nucleotide messenger RNA. RefSeq lists its product as uncharacterized. Gene Ontology annotation, biological process: regulation of cilium assembly; dendrite morphogenesis; cilium assembly. Gene Ontology annotation, cellular component: kinocilium; microtubule organizing center; axoneme. NCBI's taxonomy places the organism in Eukaryota, Metazoa, Chordata, Actinopteri, Syngnathiformes, Syngnathidae. The record is from RefSeq and is a predicted model, not a curated record.